AUACAUCAGUACGUCUUUAGCACGGGUAGCGCUAUACAGUCAGCGAGCAGAGAAGCCCGUUUAGUAUUCCGAGCACAGGGGAAGAGAGGGAGGGAGGGGAGAGUGAAAUACAAAGACAAAAACAGGGUGAGAAGACAGAAAACACAUUCCAAGACAAGAAAAUAGGAAAGGAUGAGAGGGGAGCGGAGAGAUACCAUAUUGUUCAUUUCUCCCUCUCAGUCUAUCCCUCCGCCUUAUUCUUCCAUCCCAGGUGAUGUUGGAGCCAUUUAUAAGACAUUCUAUGAAUCUAGGUUGGAGGAAAACCAGGAAAACUACUGCAUUCCAUUGAAUCGGCUUGGAACUACAUUGCCCAGAGCUGAACCGUGCUCUAAAUGCUGUUAGAGCUAUCCCUAUCUCUGUGACAGAAGAAGAAGAACACAAACUAGUAUAAGGUUAUGAAUUUGUUGGAAGCAUAACCAAGUGUUGUUCAGCUGUAUCUUGGUGGAGAAGACAUUUCAAACACGACAGGGACUCCUAGGCUUUACAAACCACUCUAACACAGGAAAAGACAAAGGGGUGGGUUUGGCUCACACAUUUAUGGGCGUGUCAGUCAUGGAGGGUCUCUGCUAGACUCCGCCUAAGUAGACAGCACCUGACAGGGCUCCUCCCCUUAUUCCUGGAUUGGUCCAAUCUCCACCGGCCCCACCCAUUUCUCCAGACCAUUCAAGGAACGUGGCCGGAUCGAACCUCUUCUCACCCAGGUGCCGUCCGUUUGGUGAGGGCGGCGAGGGCUGUGCUGUGAUUGGUUGACUGCGGGUGGGAGUGCAAUGCGGAUUGGAGGAUGUCGGGGGACUGGGAUGAAGACCACCUGUGUAAGAAGGCACUCACUCUGGUGGAGGAGUUGUGCUUACACUCCUCAGCGAAGGACAGCCAUGAAGCCAGCUGCCGAGACUUUGUCUACAUGAUGAGGGGACAGCAGCACGAAACAGAGAUCUCUGUCAGCCUGUUGUCGGUGAUCGUGACGUUCUGCGGGAUCGUCCUUCUCUCAGUCUCUCUCUUUGUCUCCUGGAAGCUCUGUUGGUUGCCAUGGCGAGACAAGGAGGGUGGGGGCCUGAGCUUGACAUCGGGGCUGAUGCCCGGGGGUGGGGGUGUGGGUGGGAUGGGCGGCAGCGGGGGGGCCUCCCUCCUACCUCCUGUCAUGCAGAGGAAGGCGUCCCACUCCUCACUCUACCCCUCCCUGGCCCAGUCCCAGCAGCAUCACCCCCACUUCUCUGACCUGGUGGGGGUGGAGAGUGGCCAGGGGGUGGGGGGUGUGGUGGGAGGCCCGGAGCAGACCCAGGAACACUCCUACCUGGACAUGGACUCCUACCCCAACAACGCUGGGAAUCUUAAAUUGAGCCAGACGUCUCCAGAGUUGCCCCCCACCACUGAGGGGGGAGCCGCCCCACCCCACAAAGACAUGCCCAAUGCCCACUCCCAGCAGCAGGUCACUGCACGGCCCAAGCCCAUGACUCACCAGUUGUCCAGCCCUGAUGUCCAUGGUGAGGAGAAGAGCGAGCAGGUGACCAGCAUUGGCCAAAUCAAACCGGAACUCUACAGACUGCGUGGGGGCGACCAGGGGGAAGGGAAAGCAGGGGACAAUUGUGGCAAGAUCAGCUUCCUCCUGCGCUACGCCUUCAAUACAGAGCAGCUAGUGGUGAAGAUCCUGAAGGCUGUAGACCUGGCUGCCAAGGACGCCAACGGCUUCUCAGACCCCUACGUCAAGAUCUACCUUCUGCCAGACAGGAAGAAGAAGUUCCAGACCAAGGUCCACAGAAAGACCCUAAACCCUAUCUUCAACGAGACGUUCCAGUUCGGUGUCCCCCUGGCAGAGCUGCACUCCCGGAAGCUACACUUCUCUGUCUACGACUUUGACCGCUUCUCCAGACACGACCUGAUUGGCCAGGUGGUUGUGGACAACCUUCUGGACUUCAGCGAGGGCACAGGGGAAAAGCCUGUCUGGAGGGACAUAGUGGAGGGCACAGCGGAGAAGGCUGACCUCGGGGAGCUGAACUUCUCUCUGUGUUACCUGCCCACGGCAGGUCGGCUCACCGCCACUGUCAUCAAGGCCACCAACCUCAAAGCCAUGGACCUCACCGGCUUCUCAGACCCAUACGUGAAGGCUUCUCUGAUAUGUGACGGCCGCAGACUAAAGAAGAGGAAGACCUCCAUUAAGAAGAAUACGUUGAACCCCACCUACAACGAGGCUCUAGUCUUUGACAUCCCUCAUGAGGACAUCGACAGGGUGUCCAUCAUCAUCGCUGUCAUGGACUAUGACUGUAUUGGUCAUAAUGAGGUCAUAGGAAUGUGUCGUGUGGGCAGUGACGCUGAGGGUCCUGGGAGGGAGCACUGGACUGCCAUGUUGGCCAACCCCCGCAAGCCCAUAGACCACUGGCACCAGCUCGUCGAGGAAAAACUUGUGGCCUCAUUUGUGUCAAAGAGUCCCGCAGCCUCUCCCAAGCCUCACAUCGUGGUGGACAGUCCUCACUCUGAGUAGAACUGUUAUUAUCAUCUUUCCAGUUCCAGACUUUCCUUUCUUUCUGCUCAUCUGUGAAUAAUUCUCUCCAUCAAACAAAGAGAGACAAGGAGACACAUCGACUGCUGUUCUACUGCUACUGCUGAAUAUUCCAGCUCCUGUCCUGUCGCAACGAAGCACAGGAAAACAGAAUCUACAUUCUAUACAAGCAACACUUAGAACGCUGACACACACACACACACACACACACACACACACACACACACACACACACACACACACACACACACACACACACACACACACACACACACACACACA
Messenger RNA from Oncorhynchus gorbuscha (pink salmon), 2815 nucleotides. It is a transcript of the gene syt3, whose product is annotated as synaptotagmin III. The coding region runs from base 821 to 2515 and encodes 564 amino acids. Gene Ontology annotation, molecular function: calcium-dependent phospholipid binding; SNARE binding; calcium ion binding. The transcript is spliced from 13 exons. Lineage: Eukaryota; Metazoa; Chordata; Actinopteri; Salmoniformes; Salmonidae. Gene Ontology annotation, biological process: regulation of calcium ion-dependent exocytosis; regulation of dopamine secretion; cellular response to calcium ion. The record is from RefSeq and is a predicted model, not a curated record. Gene Ontology annotation, cellular component: membrane.